This is a messenger RNA of Xiphias gladius (swordfish), 4120 nucleotides long. It is a transcript of the gene emilin2a, whose product is annotated as elastin microfibril interfacer 2a. Bases 348 to 3797 code for a protein of 1149 amino acids. Gene Ontology annotation, molecular function: protein binding. The transcript has 9 exons. NCBI's taxonomy places the organism in Eukaryota, Metazoa, Chordata, Actinopteri, Istiophoriformes, Xiphiidae. The record is from RefSeq and is a predicted model, not a curated record.
AAAGACUUAAUCAAGUUGCAGCCCAAAUCACUUUCAGUGGCAGCAUCCUCCUGGUGUCUUAACAUAAUGAACGACCCCGUGUUUUCUAACACUUUGGAGGAAAAACUUAAUUAGAGAAAAACUUUACCACCAGCUAAGACAUCUAUGAGACUAUAAACCUUUAAAAGCUGGGGGAGUUUUCUUUUCUUUUUUUUCCCCUCCUGAUCUGAGUUUUUGGGAGGAGGCUGUUGGCCCUUAGCGUCAUUCCAAGGGAGCUGCAGUUGAAUGUGGACUUCCCCAAACUUGAAUCAUUGGAGUUGGUUCAGUCACUGGGGGCAGCGUGACUCUGGCGUUUGGGAAUAUCGCGCAUGAUAAUAACGGAGCGGCGCUCCUUCUCUGUGUUGGGGAUAUUUAUUCUACGGCGUUUGUUAAGUAUGAAUUACAGGCAGGGGGAGAUGGAUUGGCGGUGGACAGUUUUGACACUGUUCUUAAACUUCCAGUUCACUCACGGGUCUCCCUCUUCCUACGACUUGUUCCAAGGGUCUGCAUACACUGGAGUGGUACACAGACACAGAAACAGGAACUGGUGCGCCUAUGUGGUGCACAAGAACGUGAGCUGCGCCGUGCAGGGGAGUGUGGAGAGCUUCCAGGAGCCCGUGGUGGCCCCCUGCCCAGCCUACCAGCCCCACUGCCAGCAACAAGUGACAUAUCAAACUCGGUUUCGACCCACAUACAAGAUUGCCUACAAGACAGUCACAGAGUUAGAGUGGAGAUGCUGUCCUGGUUACCAAGGUCCGAACUGUAAAGAUUUAAAACCACCCCCGGAUCGACAAACAGUGCAGGGAACACAGCCUUACCUCCCACCAAAUCCUGGACAUACAAGCAGACACACACAGAGGCCAGAGCGGAGAGAGACAGGGCAUCAUGAGACGAGGCAUGGUGGGACAGAUAAGGUGCGUCUUCUGGAAGGUGAAGUUCAGCGCCUCUCUCAGACAGUCCUGGAUCUCCAAUCUGCUUUAACAGGGUUAACUUCCAACCUCCGCACUGACCUGCAGGAAGACACAAAGAAGAUGCUGGUGACACUUCUUAACAACAUCCAUCCACCAGACAGUGCUACGACCGCAGGCACAGAGGAGAGCCCAGCAGUGCUAGAUGGUCAUCAGGCUACCAAAGGUGGGAUUGCUGGAGACAAGGCCUUAGAGAAAAUAGUGGCCCGGUUGGAUGAUAUCAACAAUGCACUUAAAAGCAAGGAUGAAGCUUUGGAAGACCUACGAGGAACCAUGACAAGUCAUGAGGGGCAGAUACGUGUCCUGAUGGAUGCCUCUCAAUCCCAGACCCCAGCCAUAGCAGAGUUUGAUGUUAUACAAACCUAUAUUGAUGGAAAAUUUGAGAAGCUCAAGAAGGAGCUAGACCAGAAUGUGGAGGAACAGAUGGCCAAGCUACAAAACUCAUGCAACGACAAGAUCCAGAACUUGCAGAAGACCUGUGAAGACAGCCGUGACAUAGGUUUGGUCAGCCUGACCAAGCUAGUGGACAAUAAGGAGGCAGACCUGAGAAAAGAGAUCCGGGCAUUACGUCUGGACAUGGUUGCCGCAGAUGGACCUAUACGAACUCAAAGGCAGACAGAUCCAUCCAAAGAGGAAGAGGAUCGUAGUGACCACAAAGACCUGUGGCGUGAGAUUGAUCGUAUUGCAGAGGCUCACCGCAUCCUGAAUGUCCGCAUUGACAAUGAGCUAGCACACCUGUCUGAAACUCAGGAAGACACUGAUUUGGGCAUACUGAUUGAGGAGCUGGAAGCACGUGUAAAUGUCACAGAACUAAAUGCAGAGACUCACUGUUUCUACAUUGAAGAGAAGCUGACCCGUACAAUUGCGGACGAAGUGGCAGCACUUCGGCAGCUUCUGGAUGAGCGUCUGAACAGCAUGGAGGACCACUUUACGAACAUGCUGGUGGAAAUGAGCAACAGUUCAUUCCCAGGGAUGUUUGGUGACUCCAUGGAUGCCAUCCAAGCAGAAGUCAACAACAACAAGUUCCUCCUCCAAGGUUUGGAUGAGAAGAUCAAUGCUGUGGGAGAGUUGUGCUCUGCAGGAUGUUCGGGCUCAGGAAUUACUGUAGGUCCAGAGAGUUCAUCACUUACACUUAACGGCCUAGAAAAUAUUUUGAAGGACCUGAGCAGGUAUAGGAACGACUUGGACAUUCUUCACACAGAUGUCAGAGACAACACAGACAAGCUCAGGCAACUGGAGGACCUUGUUGAAAGGCAGUCAGUCGGGACUGAGAGACGUGCCAAGACGAUGGAGGAUUUCCAGAAAGGAUUAAUUAAUCUCCAAGAUAAUGUGCUUGGCCUGGCUGGUGCUGUUACAGGGUUAAGUGACUCCUUAAGCAAAUACAACCAGGAUAUGUAUAAUAUAAACUCAACAUGCUGCCAUGCAGAACAGAGAGGCACUGGGAGUCCAGCAUGGGACACCCGGGCGUCAGUCAUUGCAGUACCCAGUAGUCAGGCAGACGACACCGCACGUCAGGUGGAGGAGCUGAAGAACAGGCUUGAUAUGCUAAGUAAACAGGUGUCAUCUGAACUGAGUCAAUGUAAACAGAACACACAGGGUGUUUCUGAUGGCAUUUCUGCUGUGGAUGGACGAGUGACCAGACUUGAAAAAGUGUGUGGAAGGUUAGAUGGGGUUUCUGCCAACAUCAAAGAGCUGAAGGAUGGGCUGGAAAGACAUGUUGGCGGUCUUCGGGACUGUGUUUACAGGAUGAAUAUAACCUGUGGAAAUCAUGCUGCAGACAUCAUCACACUGCAGAAUUCCUUGCAGAAAUUCCAGGUACAACUGUCUGCGAUGGCCAAACAUGUUUUGAAAGAUGUCACUGCCAAAGAGCCAGGAAUGACCUUAAGACCAGAGAGGCCUGCUUCUUUGCCAGAUUCAACUCAGACUAGAACCAGAAUAAAACAAAUCCAGAUCCCUCUAAUCAUCCCACCGCCGCCAUCCAGCCCCAGGCAGCCUUACAAUCCCAGCCAACCAGUGCAGCCCAACAUGCACACAAUCAAGAUCAGUCCACCGAUGCAGCCGUCCAGGCCCCAGCAGCCAGGCCACUCCGCUCUGCCCCUGGAUCCCAUUAGGCAGGUUGUGGAGACAGGCGAGGCAGGACCUCCAGGCUACGUCCGCAGGGUGACUGUGCGGAGAGGCUCUGAACACUCGUCUGGCAUGCCUGUCAAAGGGUUUGCUGGAGCACCAGGCUACCCCCCUCCGCAGCCCGUGUCUUUCAAGCCUCCAUCAACCAGCCGCCGAGUUCCCAUAGCAGCAGAGGUGCCAUGGAACCCGAUGUAUCAAGCCCCAGUUGAAUCACCAGUUUCGGUAGACAACAGUGCCCUGGCAGACCCCUUCUCCUUCUCGGCUGGCCUCACACAGCAGCCCUUCUCUGGAGAUUUUGGCAUCAUUCGCUUCAACAGGGUCCUAGUCAAUGACGGCGGACACUACAAUCCCCACACAGGGAUCUUUACUGUACCACUGGAUGGCCGGUACCUGAUAUCAGGCCUGCUAACUGCAAAGCAGGGUGACCGUGUGGAGGCUGUCCUAUCCGUGUCCAACCGCAGCGUCCAGAGGCUGCGGAGCUCGGCAGGGACCGUAGUGAGUCAACACGGGGGCUCGGCCAGUGGUAGCUGCGGCGGCUCGGUGUCCUUCAGUCUGAUCCUGCCCCUGAGGAAGGGAGACCGCGUGGGUCUGGUGAGGACGGAAGGCCAGCUGGCCACCACCGAGGCCAGAGAGAUCCUCUCCACCUACAGUGCCAUCUUCCUGUAUGCACCACAGGCCAAAAGAUAGCUGGAACUCACGUGGACACAGAGAGCAAGGACUAGUUUGUUCCCAGAUAGUUGGACUGGAAGAAAUGUUGAAGAGGCCAUAGUUUCCACUGAUUUGCUGUGAUGCAGCCGUUUUACCACACAGUGCCACUGUGUGAAGAUCCUCAGUUAUAAAUUCAGUAGUCAUUUCAUUGCAAUUUGUAAGCCAUUUGCCUAAAGAUACCUGAAUACAAGAAGUAGGAUUUGUUCCUAAUAUAUUUGAUUAUCAAGUUGCCUUUUUGUAGCUAUUGUGAAUGUCUUGUGUAAAAGUGUUUAUAAAUUAACAUUAAAAUUCAUAAAAUGUAA